Felis catus (domestic cat) is the source of this 2478-nucleotide messenger RNA. RefSeq names its product N-acetylglucosamine-1-phosphodiester alpha-N-acetylglucosaminidase (gene NAGPA). The record is from RefSeq and is a predicted model, not a curated record. NCBI's taxonomy places the organism in Eukaryota, Metazoa, Chordata, Mammalia, Carnivora, Felidae. The coding region runs from base 75 to 1889 and encodes 604 amino acids. The transcript is spliced from 12 exons.
CCUCCUGAAAGCGGCCACCAAAAGUCUUGAGUCACGUGGGGUGGUCCCACGUGAUUGGAGGUCCCGGGUCCAACAUGGCGGCCUCCAUGGGUCGCUGGCUUGUCUUCCUCUUUGCGCUGCUCGGCUUCCUCCGGGAGGCGACCAGCAGCCUCGGCUCGGGGGCCUCCCGCGACGAUGACUUGCUGCUGCCCUACUCCCACGCGCGCGCGCGCUUCGCCCGGGACUGCACGAGGGUGCGCGCCGGCAGCCGCGAGCACGAGAGCUGGCCACCUACCCCGGCGACCCCCAGCCCCCGCGGUCUGGCGGUGCGCGCCUUCGUUUCACACUUCUCGGAUCGCGCGGUGGCUGGCCAUCUGACGCGGGCAGCGGAGCCCCUGCGUACCUUCUCGGUGCUGGAGCCCGGUGGGUCCGGCGGCUGCGCUUCGAGGCGCCGCGCCACCGUGGAGGAGACGGCGAGGGCGGCUGGCUGCAGCGUCGCCCAGAACGGCGGCUUCUUCCGCAUGGACACGGGCGAGUGCCUGGGGAACGUGGUGAGCGACGGGCGCCCGGUGAGCAGCGCCGGGGGGCUGCAGAACGCGCAGUUCGGGAUCCGCCGCGACGGGACCCUGGUCACCGGGUACCUGUCUGAAGAGGAGGUGCUGGACACUAAGAACCCAUUUGUGCAACUGCUGAGUGGGGUCGUGUGGCUGAUCCGCAAUGGAAGUGUCUACAUCAACGAGAGCCAGGCGGCCGAGUGUGAUGAGACACAGGAGACAGGUUCUUUUAGCAAAUUUGUGAAUGUGAUGUCAGCCAGAACGGCAGUGGGACAUGACCGGAAGGGGCAGCUGGUGUUCUUCCACGCAGAUGGGCAGACGGAGCAGCGGGGCAUUAACCUGUGGGAGAUGGCAGAGUUUUUGCUGAAACAGGAUGUGGUCAACGCCAUCAACCUCGAUGGAGGGGGCUCCGCUACCUUCGUGCUCAAUGGGACCUUGGCCAGUUACCCAUCAGAUCACUGCCAGGACAACAUGUGGCGCUGUCCGCGCCGCGUGUCUACUGUGGUGUGUUUGCACGAGCCCCGCUGCCAGCCGCCUGACUGCAGCGGCCAUGGGACCUGUGUGGAGGGGCGCUGCCAGUGCACGGGGCACUUCUGGCAGGGCGCUGCCUGCAACAAGCUGGACUGUGGCCCCUCCAACUGCAGCCAGCACGGGCUUUGCACAGAGACUGGCUGCCGCUGUGAAGCUGGAUGGACGGGGUCCAACUGCAGUGAAGCCUGCAGCAACGGCUCCUUCGGGGAGGACUGCGCCAUGAGGUGCCAGUGUCAGAAUGGAGCUGCCUGUGACCCAGUUGGGGGGACAUGCACCUGCCCUCCUGGCUUCACUGGACAUACCUGUGAGCAGGAGUGUCCCCUCGGCUGGCACGGGCCAGGCUGCCAGAGGCGUUGCGAAUGUGAGCACCAGUGUCCGUGUGACCCCCAGACCGGCAGCUGUAGCCUGGCCCAGGCGCCAGCCCUUAACAGCAUCCUCUCCCAAGUGAAGCAGUGUUUCCGGCCAUCCGAGGCCACCCUGAGGACAGGAGAACUCUCCCUUCUCACCGGGGCUUUGGCCACAGAUUCACGUGAAGGAAUGCAAGGAUCAUUGGAAGCCCUCGCCAGCUCCACAGGAGGGAGGCAGGGGUGCUGUUCUCCACACUCUGCUUUGAGGACCACCUGGCUGGCCCUCACCUUGGCCCUAGUUUUCCUUUUGCUGAUCAGCACGGUGGUGAACGUGUCCUUGCUCCUUGGUUCAAGAGCAGAGCGGAGCCGGCAUCUGGAUGGGGCCUAUGUUUACCACCCGCUGCAGGAGAUGAAUGGGGAGCUCCUGGCCGGGGAGAAGGAACAGCAGGGUGAUGCCCACAACCCCUUCAAGGACUGAAGCCUCCAGCUUCCCGUCAAAGCCUGCUCUGAAGGCUCAUUUUGUUACGGUCUGACUUCCACAAGGGACGUUUCAGGACCGCUGACCAUCUGGGUGAUCUCAGCCCUGGUGCCAAGCCAAGCUUCUGAUAGCACCUGUGCCUCAGCCCCUCAUCUGGCCCUGGGCUCUCACCUGGUCACCUGCUGUGACCCAUGCAACCCUAGCAAUACAGUGCUCCCUGGAGAGAGACCGCUCCUUCCCUGCCUGCCUGUGUCUGCUGCCUGUGAGGGCUGCUCUGCUGCCCAAGAGCCUCCGGCCUCCUGAAGCAGGAGCUGUUAGCGAUGGAACUCGCUGUGACCGCACCAUGUCUGAGUGGCAGGGUCCAGCCAGCCCCCCUGGGCAGGGGUGCAUUAAAGAGACGAUGGCUACAUCACGGGAUCCUUUUCCACAGACCUCAUCAUGGAAUUUGCCAAUUAGAAUUCUGUUUCCUAUCAUAGGAAGCUCCUUGGAGGGGACAGGGGAUGAAAUCAUGUUUACAAGCUUUCUAUUUUGGCAUCCAGCCGCCAAGACAGUUUUUCUACCACUUGAAUAAAUUGAUGUAAUUAAAGGA